CGUUGCGCUAGAGGUAAUUUUAUUGAAUAUUUUUUUAUAGAAGUUGUCGCAUAUAGUUACCUAAAAUGUGUGACUAAUCCUUGUAAUAGGUAACAUAAAACCCUUUCACCCGUACGAUUCAUCAUAUCCAUCUUGCAAACGAUGUUCCUGACCCGAUCGGAGUAUGACCGUGGAGUCAAUACGUUCAGCCCUGAAGGACGGCUGUUCCAAGUGGAGUAUGCUAUCGAAGCUAUUAAGUUAGGGUCGACAGCUAUAGGCAUCUGCACGUCUGAAGGCGUCGUUUUGGCCGUGGAGAAGAGGAUCACUUCUCCACUGAUGGAACCGACAACGAUUGAAAAGAUCGUGGAGGUGGACCGCCACAUCGCCUGCGCUGUCUCUGGCCUGAUGGCAGAUUCUAGGACUUUAGUAGAGCGUGCUCGUGUGGAAUGUCAAAACCAUUGGUUUGUGUACAAUGAGCGUAUGAGUGUAGAGUCGUGUGCACAGGCUGUGUCCAACCUGGCUAUUCAGUUUGGUGACAGUGAUGACGACAGCGGCACUGCCAUGUCUCGUCCAUUUGGUGUUGCUGUUAUGUUUGCUGGUAUUGACGAGAAAGGCCCUCAGCUGUUCCACAUGGACCCCAGCGGUACAUUUGUGCAGUAUGAUGCUAAGGCCAUCGGCUCUGGUAGCGAAGGAGCUCAGCAGAGUUUGAAGGAAGUAUACCAUAAAUCCAUGAAUCUUAAGGAGGCAAUCAAAUCAGCACUGACGAUCCUGAAACAAGUGAUGGAGGAGAAAUUGUCGGAGAAUAAUGUGGAGGUUGUCACCAUGACACCUGGGUCCAUGUUCCAUAUGUUCACACGGGAACAACUCGCUGAGGUCAUUAAGGAUAUACCUUAAACUUGUAGAGUAUCCUGAAAUACUACAGUAAGCGUGAGGUACAGUAAUGUCAUUGAAUUAGGGUAGGAUUUUGCAAAGCGGAGUGGAGACAUGAUGAAUAGACCAAUCACUGCAUGUGAGAGAGAGAAGACGCUCUGUCGAUCCCUCCCUCAAAGUUAUAGUUGAUUCCUGCCCGUAUCCGAAUCAGUGAGAAACCAUCCUCAGGUCAUAAGCAGCCUGUUAGUACUAAUACUUACUUGUGUAUUCACUCACAUCCAUAGUACAGUUAGGUUAUUUAGUCCAAUACAAUUCGUAAUUCGCGAGCGACUGGCGAUACUCCCAUCGCAGUAUGUAUCCAUGACAAAUUUGGUAAUUCCAAUUUUGAAAGCGUAAGCCCCUUUUUGUUCCGACAUAGUCCGAUUAUUUUACGAAAAUAGGGUUGUAUUAGUCAUGUUAGAGUCCACCAUCGAAGCUCAACUACGUAAUGCUGUAGCAGUCGCCAUUGCCGAACGCGGCAAGGAAGACAUUAUUAUUAUGGAGUACUUUUUGUUUAUGCAUUUAUUCGCGCUUAGAAUUGCACGUCCUUUAUCACAUAAUAUAAACAUACUCUGGUAUAUUGGAACUGAAAAGGGCCGCUUUUUUGAAAACUCGAUUUUCUGGCUGCAUUUAAAAAGUCGAAAAUUAUUUAUUCUUUGGCAUUACUGUACUUCAUUGCUGUAACGGUUAAGUAAGAGUAUCUUAGAGUAAUAUUUGAAGUAAAUUGUAGUUUCUUCCCAUAGCAAAAGAUUGUUUAUUACAGUUUUAUGAAUUUCUAUUAUGUAUGUGUUUAAGUACAUUAGAAAAGAACGAAUUCUGGUUAAGUUAUAUUUAUUAUAUAUAAGUAUAUUUUACUAUACUGUUCAUUAAACAUGUAUUUUAGUUAUAAGAAGUACAAUUUAUUUGAAAUAUUGCCAUGGUGUGGGAGUAUCGAGUUUUUGAGAAUCUGAGGUGAGUAUUUUAUUUGUAAUAAAAUCAUUACUACUA
Pectinophora gossypiella (pink bollworm) is the source of this 1875-nucleotide messenger RNA. It is a transcript of the gene Prosalpha5, whose product is annotated as proteasome subunit alpha type-5. The record is from RefSeq and is a predicted model, not a curated record. The coding region runs from base 142 to 873 and encodes 243 amino acids. Lineage: Eukaryota; Metazoa; Arthropoda; Insecta; Lepidoptera; Gelechiidae. Gene Ontology annotation, biological process: proteasome-mediated ubiquitin-dependent protein catabolic process. The transcript has 5 exons. Gene Ontology annotation, cellular component: proteasome core complex, alpha-subunit complex; nucleus; proteasome core complex.